AGAGCGCGAAGGAUCCGCGAAACAGUUCGUCGCAAAGUGUUGAUCGAGGUGGACGCGCGAAGCGAUAGCGUGGUCGCGGUUACAAACGUUGAACUCGCCAGUUGGCAUAGCAACCUGUGCCUCGAUAGGCCGCGCCGUGUAUUUUUCUCCGUUCUGCCGUGUGCUAAAUGUUUCGAGCCGUUUGAACCGCUUAUCAUCAGACAGCAAACAGACAGCAGACGGCGGGCUUGCACUAUGCUGCUGCGAACCGUGAUACUGGUGGCCCUUGCCUUGUCGCAAGGUACCGAGGCGUACAAAGUGCUCGGACUGUUCCCGCAUCCCGGCCAGAGUCACUUCCACUUCUUUCAGCCCGUCCUGAAAGGGCUGGCAGAGGCCGGCCAUGAGGUGACGGUCGUCAGCCACUUCCCGGAGAAGAACCCACCCGCGAACUAUCACGAUCUGCCGCUCGCCGGCAUGACAUCGCUGUCGGAUUCGGUCAGCUUUGAGCUGUUUGAGUAUCGGCCCGGCUUUGGACAUUUCAUGGAGUUCUUCAUGCUGUACACCUGGGGCAAGGAGGCGUGCGCCAACGCGCUCAACUCGACCGCCAUCCAGACCGUGCUCGACUCCAAGGUGCAGUACGAUCUGAUCCUGGUCGAGCAGUUCAACAGCGACUGCAUGCUCGGCAUAGCGCACCAGCUAAAAGCACCGUACAUCGGGCUCAGCAGCUGCCCGCUGAUGCCGUGGCACUACGAGCGCGUCGGCAACCCAACGCUGCCCGCGUACAUCCCAGCCCUCUUCAUGGGCUACACCGAGCGGAUGGACUUCUCGCAGCGACUGGCCAACUGGAUUACGGUGCAAUCGUUCAAGGCCCUGUACAGCUGGUUCAACGAUGCCGCCGCCAACAAGCUGCUGAGCGAACGGUUCGGCCAGGGCGCAAUACCGGACGUGCGCGAAUUGCAGCAGCGCACCGCGAUGAUGUUCGUCAAUCAGCACUACUCGCUGAGUGGCGCCAAACCGCUCAGCCCGGCCGUGCUCGAGAUCGGAGGCAUUCACAUCCGCGACUUUCGCCCACUGGAGGCCGAUCUGCAGCAGCUGCUCGAUACGGCCGACCAUGGCGUGAUCUACAUUAGCUGGGGAUCGAUGAUACGGGCGGAAACGCUGCCGGCGGAAAAGCGCGAUGCCAUCCUGAAGGCGCUGGGCCGGUUCAAACAGCGCGUCAUCUGGAAGUGGGAAAACGAAACGCUACCGAACCAGCCGUCCAACGUGCACAUCCGGAAGUGGUUGCCGCAGCGAGAGAUUCUCUGUCAUCCCAAGGUUCGCGUGUUUAUGAGCCACGGUGGACUGCUAGGAUCAUCCGAAGCCGCCUACUGUGGUGUACCAGUCGUUGCUACGCCAAUGUACGGUGAUCAGUACAACAAUGCAGCUGCACUGGCUAAUCGGGGCAUGGGUGUGGUGCUGGCCUACGAAGACAUCACGGCCGACUCCGUCUACGAAGCGCUGCGGAAGGUGCUCGAACCGGAAGCGAUGGAACACGCGAAGCAGGUCUCGUUCUCGUACCGCAACCGUCCACAGAGUCCGCUCGAGUCGGCCGUCUGGUGGUGUGAGCAUGUGGCCGCUACCGGUGGCCUACCGCUGGCACAGUCGUACUCCAGCGAGCUGCCCUGGUACUCGUACCAUCAGUUCGAUGUGUACAUCGUGACGAUCACCUUCCUCGUGCUCUACCAUUCGUGCUGGAUAUGGCUGUUUAAGCGUGUCUGCUGCCGCGGUGUGUCCGGGUUUAGUGACGAAAAGCUGAAAACUAACUGAAACCGCCUAGUAGGCUAAGAGUCAACUAGUGCAGCAGCUCUCACACCAUCAUCCUCAUCAUCAUCAUCAUCAUCAGUACCUCUUCCUUACCGGAUCAUCGUUAGAUAUGUAAGGUUUUGUUUCCUUCCCUUCAUCGUAGCUGUGUUUUUCUCACUUUUCUUUAAGAUGUAGCACAACUAUUGAGAACGAGCGUGAAUGUUGUUUAACAACCACCACGAUUUUUGUUUUUAUUAUCGAAAAAAAAACAGAAGAAUACAAGAACAUACUUCUAAGGAAAACCUGUUUCGUUUGCCAGAUAAAAUAAAGAAAUAAACAGACAAACAAAUAGUCUUA
Anopheles coluzzii is the source of this 2118-nucleotide messenger RNA. RefSeq names its product UDP-glycosyltransferase UGT5-like. Gene Ontology annotation, molecular function: UDP-glycosyltransferase activity. The transcript is spliced from 5 exons. The record is from RefSeq and is a predicted model, not a curated record. Lineage: Eukaryota; Metazoa; Arthropoda; Insecta; Diptera; Culicidae. The coding region runs from base 235 to 1785 and encodes 516 amino acids.